Messenger RNA from Aplosporella prunicola CBS 121167, 613 nucleotides. RefSeq lists its product as uncharacterized. Bases 369 to 581 code for a protein of 70 amino acids. Lineage: Eukaryota; Fungi; Ascomycota; Dothideomycetes; Botryosphaeriales; Aplosporellaceae. The transcript has a single exon. The record is from RefSeq and is a predicted model, not a curated record.
AAAAAAAAAAAAAAAAAAAAGUCAAACGGGAGGCGAGUCAAGGGCGCGUGCUUGUAUGGGGUACGGCCUUAUCGCCGCGGAUACCAAUCCGAGGGAAAACAGGAAAGUGCCGCCAGGCUGUCGUCAAGACGUCAAGAAAAGGCAUGGCGGGAUAGCCUUAAGAUUCUGUCGCCUAAGUAUUCGACCAAGCGGACGCCCCGACGCGUCCACUCCCUGCAGCCCGUGGCCAAUGCUGAUGCUACUAAGUCCAUUCGGCAACGUGUAGCGCUUAUUUAGGCCUCAAUGCCGUAUGCUUACUUACUGGGCGAUGGGAUCCACUUCCGUAUCUAUGGAAACACCGUCUCGACCUCAGCAUCUCAGCUCAUUGCAUGGAGGCGAUUUUGAGCAUCGGAAGGGAUCCAUACGGGAGGGAUGACGCGUUCUGGCACGGACAGCAUUGUGUUGCACCAAAUGGCGAGACUAUCAUGCACGAGAAGCGCGUCAAUCGGUCCAGAGGGUGGUGUCCCAUGGUACCAGAUAGACCCUCGCUGUUACGCAAAGAGCCUAGUCCGCCUGUAGCAUUGUCUGUGUUGUACGUAUGAGUGGGAUGCCGCUCGUAGAGAUGCGGAGAUCC